AGAGCAAGCGAGCUGACGAGCGUUGAGGACGAAUGUAACGACGCGCAGAGAGCGCACGACAGGUGACCAGGAUGCUCCCGCUACUCCCUCUACUGCUUGUCCUCCCCCGGAGUGUGUGUUCGUGCGCACCGCCGACAGAGGUGAGCUGCUACGUUGCAAACCUGGACUACAUAAACUGCACAUGGAAUCAACCCAAUGCUCCUGAUCUCAACUACAGCUUCUACGCAAAUUAUCAAGGUUGUGGUCAGGAGGAGUGUGCUCAGUACCUGGUGGGUGACGAGGGCCAAAGGGUGGGCUGCCGAUUGGCCUACAUGGAGCCGGAGCGUUUCAGACAGCUGGAGACGUCUCUGAGAGCGCCAGGCCACUGUUCAGUCGACAAGAAACACAACCUCAAGGAAACAGUGAAACUGAACCCUCCGACCAACCUGAAGCUGCGCUGGGAGGAGAAGGCUCUCUCACUGACCUGGGACGUCCGGGCCGGCUACAACCGCGCCAUCUGCAUUCACAGCAGGGUCCAGUACGGCCUCAACGACAAGUGGCAGAACCCCACUGAGCUGGCUCCUGGAGUGAUGUCUUUCCGCUUGGACUACCCCUCCAACAGCAGUCAGCACAUGUUCCGUGUGCAGGUGCGCCUUGAUGGCUGUGGCUCAUCUGAAUGGAGCAAGUGGAGCCCUCUGGUGGUGUGGGGGAAUCGCACAGAUAGCAGACGUGCGCCCCCUGCUGUGUCGGGGGUGUCUCUGAUCCUCUACAUGUCUGUAGCUGCAGCCAUCCUCAUCCUGCUCACAUGCCUGUUAGUCCACAAUGAGAGACUGCGGGUCACCCUCAUCCCUGUGGUGCCCACCCCUGGGAAGAACUUGACAGAGCUCAUGGACACAUACAACGGAAACGUGGAGAAGUGGCUGCACAUCUCCAAAGAGCUGCAGGAGGGCCUGAAGCCCACGUUCACCGAGCGGCCCUACUCGGUGCGGGAGUAUCGGCUGGUGGGGCAGUCCAGCGUGGAGAGCGACAGCGGGGCAUCUCUGUCCGACUCGCCCUCCCUCUCCUCCUCCUCCGACUCUGGCUCCUCCACCUCCUCAUCCACGCUGCCCUACAGCUCCAACUCCGACAGAUCCUGCUGAACACACCCCAACCUGUCACAGACUAGAUCCUGCUGAACACACCCCAACCUGUCACAGACUGGAUCCUGCUGAACAGACCCCAACCCGUCACAAACUGCAACAGAAAUGCUGAGGCUAUAAAUGUGCAUUAUUUCAAUACAGUUUGGCCUGUCAUUUAGCCUACAUGAAAAUGGAGGUUUCAUCAUGGAUUAUCACACGAUUGUUUCUCAAAACUUAGGCCAACAAGGAUAUGUGGGAAAACUCUUCACUGAUUUCACUGUCAUCAAGGUAAAACAGCAUAUUUGCGUGACAUUGUUCCCAUUUGUUUGAAAUGCUUGUUGGGUUUGCGACACCCUUCCCCAGCUGUUCAUUGCAUGUUUAUAGUACAGUUUGAAGAAAUUUGUUUUAAAACCGAAGGAGGGGAAAUGUUUUCCAAAUAGCCUACCCUGCGUCAUAUUUUGUUGUCUUAGAUUUCACUAUCGGGUAUAACUUUCAAAAAAGACCAGAGGAUAUAAGCUAUUAUCUCCCUCAACAAUGGAAUUCUCUUCUCUGAUUGGCUGAUGGGGUGGCCAUUAACUUCGUAUAACCUGCUACCUGUGAAGUAGUUCCCGUAUCACACUUGAAUAUUAAUUCGCCAAACUCGUUGCGAAGUUUAAAAUGAACUGUCACGUUGCAUCCAAGCUGAAAUACAGACGUGCAGAACCAUAGUAACAUUGUAGCAUAUGACGGAGGUGGAUUGUAGCUAGUUGGAUGCCAUGUAGGCUAUAAAAGUAGCGAUCUUUCAAAGUUAAUGUUAAUCAGAAUCCUGGGAUAUGGCCGCUUGACAACGAGAGAGAUAGAACUAACGACUGGCUUUUGGCCGUAGCAACCAGCCAUUUAGAACUAACGACUGGCUUUUGGCCAUAGCAACCAUCCAUUUAGAACUAGUAACGGCAGUUUUGUCCUGCAAGUAGAAAGUUGAUAUGUGGCGGAAAGUAGUCCCAUAGUCAAGACAGUUUUAGCGAUGUUAACAGACGCAACGGUGGAAUAAAACUAUGUUCUAAAUAUACAGGUUAUUAAUACAAACGGGAGAUAAGCGGGAUAACGGCCUUCGAGGUCGACCGGUUCGAUGGAAAUAAUGGCACGGCGGAGGUAACUCCGUCUCCGUGCUUCGCACGUCGCCGGAGUUCUAGACCUCCACCUAGCCAUUAUUUCCAUCGAACCGGUCACCUCGUCGGCCGUUAUCCCUUACUUAUAGGCUAUUUCAUUGCUCUGUUCGGUUAGGUCUAUCCAGUGAGUACACCACACCCCUAAGAGCCUUAAGUCCACCUUAACCACACCCCUAACAUCCUCCAACUCUGCCUUAACCCCACCCCUAACAUCCUCCAACUCUGCUUUAACCACACCCCUAACAGUAACAGCCUCAACUCUGCCUUAACCACACCCCUAACACCCUACAACCCCGCCUUAACCACACCCCUAACAUCCUCCAACUCCGCCUUAACCACUACCCUAACAUCCUCCAACUCUGCCUUAACCACACCCCUAACACCCUCUAACUCCGCCUUAACCACACCCCUAAUAACAACAGCCUCAACUCCACUUUAACCACACGCCUAACAGCCUCCAACUUCAUUCUUGUCCUCCAUCACUAUCAACUGUGUGUGUGUGUGUGUGUGUGUGUGUGUGUGUGUGUGUGUGUGUGUGUGUGUGUGUAUGUUAGGGUGUUAUGUCUGCAAUUCUUUCCCAUGUAAAUAUAUUUGGCGA
Messenger RNA from Sardina pilchardus (European sardine), 2843 nucleotides. RefSeq names its product cytokine receptor common subunit gamma-like. NCBI's taxonomy places the organism in Eukaryota, Metazoa, Chordata, Actinopteri, Clupeiformes, Clupeidae. Gene Ontology annotation, cellular component: external side of plasma membrane. Gene Ontology annotation, biological process: cytokine-mediated signaling pathway. The record is from RefSeq and is a predicted model, not a curated record. The coding region runs from base 72 to 1118 and encodes 348 amino acids. Gene Ontology annotation, molecular function: protein binding; cytokine receptor activity. The transcript has 8 exons.